CGCCGCCUCCUCCUCCCCUGCGCGCUUUGUACUGCCGAGGGAGGGAAGAUGGCGGCGCGGGCGGGUUUCCAGGCUGUCGCUCCGAGCAGCGGCGGCAAUACCGGCGGCGGCGGCGGCGGCCCGGGGGCGGGACCGUUGGGGCCUGGAGCCGCGGGGCCUCCCGUGCGGAUGGGGCCGGCCCCGGGGCAAGGGAUGUACCGCUCUCCUCUGCCCGGAGCCGCCUACCCGCGCCCUGGCAUGCUGCCUGGCAGCCGCAUGAACCCUCAGGGACCUGCAAUGGGACCUCCAGGGUAUGGAGGGAGUCCUUCAGUCCGACCUGGGAUGGCUCAGUCAGGAAUGGACCAGUCUCGUAAAAGGCCAGCCCCUCAGCAGAUCCAGCAAGUUCAGCAACAGUCGGUUCAGAACCGUAAUCAUAAUGCCAAGAAGAAGAAGAUGGCAGAUAAGAUUCUACCUCAGCGGAUCCGGGAACUAGUACCGGAAUCUCAGGCAUAUAUGGAUUUGUUGGCCUUUGAGAGGAAGCUGGACCAGACCAUCAUGAGGAAGCGGUUGGAUAUCCAGGAGGCGUUAAAACGGCCCAUUAAGCAAAAGCGGAAGCUACGAAUUUUUAUCUCUAACACUUUCAACCCAGCCAAGUCGGAUGCAGAGGAUGGGGAAGGUACUGUGGCCUCCUGGGAGCUUAGAGUGGAAGGACGGCUAUUAGAAGAUUCUGCACUCUCCAAGUAUGAUGCUACCAAGCAGAAGAGGAAGUUCUCAUCCUUCUUCAAGUCUCUGGUGAUUGAGUUGGACAAGGACCUCUAUGGCCCAGACAAUCACCUGGUGGAGUGGCAUAGGACUGCUACCACCCAGGAGACUGAUGGUUUCCAGGUGAAAAGACCUGGGGAUGUGAAUGUGCGCUGUACGGUCCUCCUGAUGUUGGACUACCAGCCUCCACAGUUCAAACUGGACCCACGUUUGGCUCGCCUCUUGGGGAUCCAUACACAGACACGUCCGGUGAUAAUUCAGGCACUGUGGCAAUACAUUAAGACCCACAAGUUGCAAGACCCCCAUGAACGGGAGUAUGUUAUUUGUGACAAGUACCUCCAACAGAUAUUUGAAUCUCCCCGAAUGAAGUUCUCGGAGAUCCCCCAGCGGCUUCAUGCGUUACUUAUGCCUCCCGAACCAAUCAUCAUCAACCAUGUCAUCAGCGUUGAUCCAAAUGAUCAGAAGAAAACUGCCUGCUAUGAUAUUGAUGUGGAAGUGGAUGAUACCUUGAAAACCCAAAUGAAUUCUUUCCUGCUCUCCACAGCUAGCCAGCAAGAAAUAGCUGCAUUGGAUAACAAGAUCCAUGAGACCAUAGAAACCAUUAACCAGCUGAAGACCCAGCGGGAGUUCAUGCUGAGCUUUGCCAGAGACCCCCAGGGCUUCAUCAAUGACUGGCUGCAGUCCCAGUGCCGGGACCUGAAGGCUAUGACGGACGUUGUCGGAAAUCCGGAAGAGGAGCGCCGAGCUGAAUUCUACUUCCAGCCAUGGGCUCAAGAAGCUGUGUGCAGAUACUUCUACUCAAAGGUUCAGCAGAGACGGCAAGAAUUGGAACAGGCUCUGGGAAUCCGGAACACAUAGACAGGCCUGCCUCUCCCUCGCCAUCAGAUCUUUUGGCUACCAAACACUGCAGGGAUUCACUGCUCAGGCCUAUACAAUUCCCACUCCAGCACAGAACCUACCACUACUUCCCACCCUGAAAUCAUCUUUCUGCUGCUCCAAUCCUCUCCUUGGAGGGGAGGGUGAAGUUGACAGCCAGGCCAAAGCUCUUGCAUUGCUGCCUGGUCCUCUUUCCUUGAUUGUUGCCUUCUCUUGAGCCCGACGGCUCUCCUGUCCUGGCUCCAACUGAAGCUCUUCCACAUUUAGGACAGUUUCAGUUGAGAGUCUUGCUAGCUCAGGAUCUUCUUGCCAGCCCCUCAGGCCCUAUUCUCCAACCUCACCUCCAAAGCUGUGGGCUGGACAGCUUUUCUGAAUCUCAGUUCUGGAUUUUGUCAGGUGGGCACAGGUCUGGGCCUCUUGAGGUUUCUGCAGGGUUAGGGGAAAGAGCAAAUCUUAUAUGACUUCUGGCCUUUGAGUGGAUUAGGCAGAUUCAUCUGUUAGGAGAGAAUUGAAUAUCUCACUCUUUCCCUCCCUCUCCCCCACUUCCUCUCUAUUUGGCUUGCUCUUUCUGGAAACUACAGUGCAGCGAAGUUGGCAAGGAGCCUGCAGGGUUGCAGCAGACAUACCUGUCCUACAUUUUAGUGUCUUUUUACUGACAUGGUUAGAGAAGCUACCAGCUAGGGUACUGGGCCUACUCCCAGUAAUUUAAAAUCAAGGCCCAGGAAAGCAGACACAUCUUCAUUACAUCCCCAAAACUCCCUCACCCUCCUGCCUCCACCCCCAUCCUUUUGAUCCACAAAAGUCAGAAGAGUAUCUUCAAGCUAGAGUUGCUCUCCUUUUUACCAACAAGUUGGCACAGAACAGGUUUCUGGAGCAAAUUUUUAGAUGUGGGAAAGGAGACUUUUAGCAAGAUGAACUGCUCCCUUCUGACACACAUUUCUUGGUCUUGGGCACUUGCUGGAGGGAAGGAUAUAGCAGGAUGGAGCUGCAUCUUUUUCUGACUGAUUCUGGGAACGCUAAUGCAACUGGACUGGUCCCAGUUGCUUGUACUGACACUAGCUGCAAAAAUCAAGUUACUGACAACCCCUCCUUCCUCUUCCAUCUCUGGAAUUGAAGUAAGGGACUGCUAUGAAUUCAGGAGUCCAGACAACCCUAUCCCUUUGUGUGUACAUGUGUUCAAGUUAAGAGUGAGAGACUUGUUUUGUCUUUGCCAUAUGAAAGACCACCUCACCCCUGUUCCCCUCCCCUUCUCCCUCUUGCUUUGUGGUGCUGGGGAAUAGAACCCUGGUGCCUUACGUAGCUGCCACAGGCUCUCAGGGCAAGUAUAGAUGAAGGAAGCUCAGAGACUGUCUGGCUUGGCAAAGUGUAGCUGUUCUUAACUGCUCCCUCUUCUUACGCUUUAUGUUCUGUGGUUCUCUUUUUCUCCCUCCCCCCUUGGACCAAAUUUUUUUUGUACUGUAUCCUUUUAGAUGUCAUCCCAUUUUAAUAAAAGCUGCCUCUGAAUGAA
This is a messenger RNA of Sceloporus undulatus (fence lizard), 3124 nucleotides long. RefSeq names its product SWI/SNF related, matrix associated, actin dependent regulator of chromatin, subfamily d, member 1 (gene SMARCD1). Gene Ontology annotation, cellular component: nucleus; SWI/SNF complex. The record is from RefSeq and is a predicted model, not a curated record. The transcript has 13 exons. Gene Ontology annotation, biological process: regulation of transcription by RNA polymerase II. The coding region runs from base 49 to 1599 and encodes 516 amino acids. NCBI's taxonomy places the organism in Eukaryota, Metazoa, Chordata, Lepidosauria, Squamata, Phrynosomatidae.